Molecule: messenger RNA, 1287 nt
Organism: Strongylus vulgaris
Lineage: Eukaryota; Metazoa; Nematoda; Chromadorea; Rhabditida; Strongylidae
Source: the annotation of a GenBank genome assembly
GACAAAAGAGUGAAAAGGGACUCUCCUGCUUUCACAGGAUUUGUUACGGCUGGAUCCAAAAAAAUUAUCGCCGUCUCAGAAGCGGCGUUACGAGCAGCACAGCGUCGUUUAGAUGCCAUUUCAAAGGAACAUCAACCCUCUGGAUCAAACGAAGAAAAUCUAGAUCCCUCUCAAGAGAGUGUGUUCCGAGAAAACAGUGUAAAGAGAGUUGUGAUCUCGUCUACAACAGCUAGGAGGAACUCAAAAAAUCCCUUCAGUACCCCAUUUCGACCGCCAGACAUGGUUAAACCGAUUCUCACUGAUGGACCUUCAACAAGCAUAGCUGCUGCUGGAUCUGCAGUCUCUACAGCAUCGUCUCGCAUAACGUGCAUCCGUGACCUACGCAGCUGCAAGUCAAUUUCCGUCAACUUUAUGGGCAUUGUGAUUAGCGGCACUUCGUCCUGUUCACAUGAUGUUGGUGAUGCUCCCACUAUCAAGGUUAUUUUAGACUUUAUGGGCAUUGUGGUUAGCGGCACUUCGUCCUGUUCCCAUGAUGUUGGUGAUGCUCCCACUAUCAAGGUAGCGGAUCGCUAUGGUGAUUCUGUCUCUGUUGAGCUGCAAUCAACCUCCAUCCCUCCUAACAUAUCUCGAGGCUCUGUUGUCUCCAUAGAAGGAGCUUUGCUCAGGUCUCAACGAGGAACAGUGUCGCUCGUGCUGACUGAUACAGCGUUCGUAGACUUAGAGCCGAGUGAUCCAGAAGCAGAGUGCCUACAUCGAUUAUACAAAACCGGAUUGUUUGAUGUAGCUGAGAAUGAAGACUCUUUCUCAUUUGCUAACACUUCACUUCGUUUGAUCGGUCGCCUCCAUGAAUAUGCUCGAGAAGCUUCUACUGUGAUGGCUCGAAUAUGUAGUAUUGAUGUUGACAAACUUAUCUACCUAGGGUGUUCCUCGUGUCAACGACAUAUUGAUCCAAAUCCUAAGGGUUCGGUCUCAUGCCAGCACUGCCAUAACAAUAAAGCGCGAUAUUUUUACUCACUGAAUGCUGAGCUCGCGGACUUCAGCGGUGUUUUUGUUGUAAAGUUAUCAGAUGACACUGCUAAAAAGUUGAUUGGACGUCCAGCUGCUGCAAUGCUAAAGAUUAAAAGGGAAGAACUUCUAGAAAAAUUAUGCAGUCUCUACUUUCGGCCUAUGCUCUUCCGUAUUUCGCUUCAAAAUUCGGGAUGGCUUGUCGAUGAUUGCAAGCAACUGGAUAUUCCGAAAUUCAAGCCAUACUUGAGAAAUAUAGCUGAGCAAAAGGGAUACAGAUGA